GGCCAAACAUUGAAAAAUCAGUAAAAGACUUGCAGCGUUGCACUGUUUCUCUAACCAGAUAUCGUAUGAUGAUCAAAGAGGAAGUGGAUAAUUCAGUGAAGAAGAUAAAAGCUGCUUUUGCGGAAUUACACGGCUGCAUCGUAGACAAAGAAGUGUCAUUAAUGGCAGAAAUUGAUAAAGUUAAAGAAGAAGCCAUGGAAAUCCUGACUGCUCGGCAGAAGAAAGCUGAGGAGCUGAAGAGAUUGACAGAUCUAGCCAGUCAGAUGGCUGAAGCACAACUGUCUGAACUCAGGGCUGAAAUUAAGCACUUCGUGAGUGAACGGAAAUACGAUGAAGAGCUGGGCAGGUCUGCCCGAUUUUCCUGUGAUACAGAACAGCUGAAGACCCAAAUUCAACUCUGUGGAGAAAUUUCUCACCCAAAGAACAACUAUUCCUCAAGAACACCAUGUAGUUCAGUGCUGUCUUCAAUGACGUCACAUGCAACAGCUGGCAAGCAAAAUACGCACACCCGGAAGUCCUCUAGUAAUGCCAAGAACUCUGAUAAUAAAACAGCCAGCACUAAAGUACAAAGUCAUCUUUCUUCCAAUCCUACAGAAUCUUCUUCCCAAGGAACCCUGACAAAUAAGCAGAAUGGGCCAUCUAGCCAGAGACGAAGAUUCAACCCACAGCACCAAAACAUACGUCUCAAUGGAUCUCUUAAGUCACAAGGUGCCAGUAAUGAGGCAGAUCAAAAUAAUGUAAAGAGUGGUUCCAGGGCUGAACACAGAAGACAGCAGCAUAACAGCUUCAGAUCUAAAAAUAAAGGAGCUAUGAAAAAUCAAGAGCAGUCUGCAACUACAAGGACCAUAGAGAAUCCAACACAUUCAGAGAAGACCCGACGAAAGCAUCAUACACCAGACACCGCAGAUCACAGGCCUUUCCAAGGCAGUGUUGGCAGGGUGUCGCAAUGCAAUUUAUGUCCUGCAAGGAUGGAGGUCUCUGCUGAUGCCACUGUUCUUUCAGUGCCAGCUGUGACUUUGGUGGCUUAAAACGUCACGGUGAUGGCAGGCAGAAAAAUUUAAUCUCUUCACUUCAGGUUCUUGCCCAAGAUGCUUGUUGGUGAAGAGACUAAAUCAGAACAUAGUCAUUUUAAAUCUGUUGCUGCUUAAAACUUGUUGGUAUCUUUAUUACUUACUAAUUAGCAAAAUUAAUUCAUACUUUCAAGGCCAAAUAUUUUGGGCACAGUUAUUUUGUCAUUGCAGUACAGAAUCUUACCAAAGCAGCAUCUAAUUCAUAGAAAAAUGAAAUCUAGAUUGGAAAAAUAAAUUUAUAAUUAAAUUCAUAGUAGCAAAAUCCUGUUGUAGAUAUGUGGUUAUACCAGUCAACAUUAUUGGUUUUUAGAGCAGCCUGUGUUAGAAGGGUCACAGGAAGUCUGUAUGCUGUGGUCUGCAAUGAAAUCAGAUAAUCUUGUACAAUUUUUCAGCAAAUCUCUAUACACCUCUUUUUUUCUGUGCGUGUAUACACGUACAUGCAUGCACACUGUAUACACAGAAAGUAUUGUUAUAUACAAGAACAUUUGAAAAAGCAGUACAUCUGAUUUUAGCUUAUUAUUCCAU
Molecule: messenger RNA, 1595 nt
Organism: Leptosomus discolor (cuckoo roller)
Lineage: Eukaryota; Metazoa; Chordata; Aves; Leptosomiformes; Leptosomidae
Source: RefSeq, a predicted model, not a curated record